AUGGGUAUCGCCCUCAGCACGGCUAGUCAAGCACUGGCAGCAGCAACAGCGGUGGUGUACAUGGCUGCCGGGCGCACGUUGGAUGAUCCAAGACUGUACAGCUGCCGCCACUUCUUGCGGACUCUGACAACGCCCUUCCACCAACGUCUCUCAGCCAUGCUCAUGGCACGCAGAAAGUUGGACAAGGCCCUCGCCGUUGUCAAUGACAAGACAGAAUCUCCCAACGUCACCACCGAAGGCGACUAUUUCCCGUCGGCCCAUUCUCCGACGGCUGUCCCGCCUGCUCCUCUCAUUCCCUUGGACGCUGUCACGCGAGCCUGGGUAGACGAGCGUACUGCCCAGCUGGCCGAGGCGAGAGCGCAACACGUUCUGUCCAGGCCACUUCGGGUGGACGACGCAGUAUCAUGGAUCGAGGGCAGUCAGAGACGACAGCGACCGCUCAUGGCUAUGCCAUCCUAUGUAUUGGCCACCGAGAAAGAGUAUCCACGCAGCGGAUUGUGGAAUGACGAGGUUGCCUGGAGCGGGACCCAAGGCUUGUGA
This is a messenger RNA of Sporothrix brasiliensis 5110, 540 nucleotides long. RefSeq lists its product as uncharacterized. Lineage: Eukaryota; Fungi; Ascomycota; Sordariomycetes; Ophiostomatales; Ophiostomataceae. The transcript has a single exon. The record is from RefSeq and is a predicted model, not a curated record. The coding region runs from base 1 to 540 and encodes 179 amino acids.